Messenger RNA from Cladocopium goreaui, 5229 nucleotides. Lineage: Eukaryota; Dinophyceae; Suessiales; Symbiodiniaceae. The record is from the annotation of a GenBank genome assembly.
AUGGCUGCACAAAAGCCAACCUGCUUCUUAUCCAUCGCAUCCCUCAUGUUCGUUGCCUUUACCAGCGUUGUCAGUUUCACCAUGAAAUGCUUUGUUGUCCUGGCAUUCUACAUGAUGUCAGAAGAAGACAUCUCCUAUGUUUGUGAGCGUGGUCUGGGUUUCUACGCAGCCGAACCAGAUAAUGAUGACCGUAGCUCUGACUGGAGUGUUGUGAGUGGCCCCGGAACUCCUAGAUCACCAUCCCAGAACAACCUCACGGGAGAUCCUGCAACUUGCUCUUUGACCGACUGGCGACCCUUGCUCACGGACUUUGAGAUGAAGAAUUUCGAUGGUUAUAUGAAGAGGCAUGACAAGCUCGAAGGGGAGAAGAAACCUCCUCCCGUCUUUGCGGUGAGCCAGAACUUUGAGACCCACCCCACAGCUGUUGGAGGAAGUGAUUUUUCGCUGCCGUGCAUGACCAAGAGUGGCACCAGGCGACUUGUCCAUGGAGAGAAGCUCAGGUGGCUAACAAGUCGGGAAAAACUGGCAGCUUCUGGUUUGGCAAUCUCUGAACUUCAGGCAAAGGAGGCUGGUAUCAGGGCUCCAGAAAAUUUGCUCUUCAUUGAACCUCCUUCUGAACCUGAUGGUCUAUCGGUGGUGGACGGGGUAUACAUUCUCAAGGUGGGUCACCUAGACAUUCCAGUUGGGGGUGACAAAGUCUUCGCCUACAAAAUCCACAAGCAGCUUCACGAAGCGAGACUGGAGCAAUCCGCGCUUACAGUUCAGCAAUUGAGAGAGAAGCUCGGAGAGUGGGGGGGCAGCGGAAAAAAGUUCAACCAGGCAAAGACAAAAGAAGACAAGCAAGUGGUUGUGUUGGAGGCCUACUACAUGAAAUUCUUGCACGCCGAGCCUGAAAAACAAGCCUCAAACGAAAAGACGCCUACUCCAAAAGCAGCAGUCACCACCUCCAAGCAGUCGCAAAAAGAAGAGGUUCCCAAAAGUGUUCAGAUAGAAACUGCAAAGAACUUCAAAGCUGAUGUGUCCUCAAGCAUUCUUUCCGAAGAACCACCACCACUUGGAAAGAUUUUGGUGCUUGAGAAAGGAUGGCUUGACAAAAUUUUGGAGGGAGAAAAAACACUGGAGCUGAGAAAAACCCUCAUUGAUGAAAAGGAACACAUGUACCUUGCUGCCAAGGAUUGCAUCUAUGCAAAGUGCAUGGUCUCGGACCCGAUCGAAAUUUGCAACAGUGAUGAAUUUGAAUCAUUGAUGGAAGCUCACCAGUGUACAAACCCACCUUACUCCUUCCCCAUGGUAGGCCACAGAAUCAGCAAGGUUCAGAAAUUGACACCCUUGAGAUUCAACAAACUUCGUGGGGCAGUUGGGAGGGCCCUUUACAGACCGUUGUCGAAGGGUGAGGAAGGUGGAAAAGAGGAUGCCCCGGUUGGUGAGAACGAGGGGGAUGUCCCGGUUGGUGAGGAGGAUGUUCCGGUUGUUGAAGAGGGUCCCGGCAGUGCAAAGACAGCAAAACCAAAAGCCAAUGGAGCAAAAAAAACCGGGCCGUGUGCAAAGAAAAAAGCAGAACAGCCAAAAAAAGACAAAAAAAAGGGACCCAAAACCGCAAAGGCUACUGAGGCACUGAAGCUUUCGCAACCUGACUUGCUUCAGGGUCAAUCAGUGAAGCUUGUGGAUCACAAGGAAAUGACAUUCUUCUUCCUCUUGGGCUCUGUGGACUCGGAAGGGGUUGUUCACAUCAAGGGAUGUUGGUGCCCGGAUUGGGAGGCCCAAAAAAACAUCUACUCCUUGAGUUGGAAAGAUAGUUCAUUGGAGGAACUACGCAGCGAGAAAUCCGAUGAGGUUGUGGGGUGCAACAUUGUGAAACCUGGUGGGGUUGCAGAGCUACACCAACUGGAUUUUGAAAUGGCUUGCAAACAUCAAAAGGAAUGCAUUCCAAAAUUUGUCACCAUUGUUACAGGGUCUGAUCGAAUCUCUCACUUCUUUCGACUACCAGAGGAAAGCAUAGAGGAUCACCAAGUGACAGAUGCAAACGUGACAAAACUCUGUGAAUCGGUUACCUGGGUGGGCAAGUCUUCCCUCUACUACUGUGAUGUAGUCAGUGAACGUCUUGCUACUUUGAAAGUGAUGGAGGAGGAGGCACGUCGAGCCUUGCUGCAAAAGAAAGGGUGCCUGAAGAAGGUUGCAGAAAAAGCUCAGGUACCAAACGCUGGAGAAGUUAGCACAGCUGUCGCCACCCUGACCAACAUUGCUGAUGAACUGGGUGCGUUUGGUGACUGGUUGACUGGCCAGAUCAGCAACUUUAGCGCAUUUUCCCCCGCUGUCAAGCUAGAGUUUGAAAAUGAGUUGAAAAAGUUCCCCAUGGCAUCUACAGAGCUUCAGAAGGCCAAUUGCGCUGAAUGUCCUAGAGAUGUGGGGGCUGCUGCAAAACUGUUGGCUUCCGUCUUUGGUCUCCAAAGCAAUCUGAAACUUCGGGCUGCCAGACGAGAAGCGGAAGACGGUGUUCAAGAACAUCAUCCUGGACAACAAAGUCAAAUCGUUCUUUGCCCUGAAGAAGCUCAGGAGGAUGAGCGGGUUGAGGAGGGGGAAGUGGUUGACAAUGAGGGUGAAGAGGGUGAAGAGGAUGAAGAGGACAAGGAGAAAAAAGGGGGUGGACUGUCAAGAAGAACACGUCUUCCUGUUUACAAGAAACUUCUUGCGAUCAGGGAGGCAGAUCGAUUUCUUGAGGAAGGUCUGAAAACUGGUGUAGAAAAAAAGGUGAUGGCUACUUUUCCUGAGAUGUUCAUGGGCACGAAAGGGAGGAUGAAGUCGGGAAUGCUGGGGCGCUGGAUGGUUCAGUGCGAUGAACAAGAUUGGAGAAAGAUCCCAUUUGAAAAGAUGUCCAACCAUGAUCAGCAACUCAAAGACUUACCAGACUGGAUCCGCCUACCAAUGGGGUUGCCACCUAGGUCACUUGACAAGUUCAAAAGCGGAACCAACAUUCCAGGUGCUGUCACCAGAAAGAUCAUCGAAAUGAUUGAAAAAGUGACUUGCGGGGAGGGAACACGGUUGACUUCCGGCAGUGUGAAAGUGGACUCUGUGAAAAAACAGGCAGAGAUACUACUCGAGGCCUACAACAGGGCCCAGCAGCAGGCUGCUGCACAACAUGGGAUGGCCAUGCCAGAAGUGAAGUCCACAGUAUCAGAGCGUUGGAUCAAUCGUCUGCUAUCCCACUAUGGUUGGAAACGAAAUACUCCGAAUACUCUGGGAGCAUACUUGGAGUUUGACGAUGAGCGUAUGGUAAAAUCAAGAAAAGCUUGGGCAUUUCUCAGGAAAGCGAGAGGCACUUUGGAAUCAGCUUAUGGCUAUGCAAAAGGGUACUGCUCAGUGGACAGCAAAGCGCAGAAGAAUCGCAGGUCAGGCCUGAUGUCUAGGGCUACUGAGACUCCUGUGUUGAUGAGCAACGGCAAUGUGCACCUAGCUGUGAGUCAUGAAGAUUCUGUGCUUUCCUGCAUCUAUGGGUGGCAGCGCAUGGCUAAGAAGCAGAAGGUUCUGAGGUGGGCGUGGCUGUCGAGGGGUAUGGCAUCCAUCGAAGAGAUGUGUGAAGUCGCUCCCGGUGAAGUCACACCAGAAGGUCUCAAGUCAGAAAUGGAAGAGUGCGAAAAACAUGUGGAGGAUGGCGAAUGGGAAGCGGGCAUCGAUGAGGUUUUCUCCCGGCCAGACGUGAACAGAACCAUGUUCAUUUGGCAGGUUGAGGUUGCCACAGAAGACUCUGAUGUAGAAGAUGAUUGGGAAAAAGAGGAUUCUGCAUGGAGGUGUCUUCCACAACACUGGCAGACUGUCUUGAAUGCCCGUUUGGCUCAAUAUCAGUCCUCUCUUCAAGACGCCCAGGCUCUUUAUGAGUAUCGUGUUGAAACCUUCGGUGCAAACGAUGUGAAAACCAAAAAUGCGAACCAGAAGCUCGUGGACCUUCAGUCUGGGAAGGGUGCGCGUUCCAUCGUUUUGAUGCUCAAGGGCAGUGGGAAGGAGGUUGGGCAGGAAGUCUACAGGAGGACUGUGCAGAAUGACAAUGGUGAGCUGAAAGUUUCGGUGUCUAACAAAAUCCAGGCUUAUCAGCUAUGCGUGGAUUCCAUGAAGCUAUCGACCCUCUCUGAUCCCGUGGUAGAGAGGCAGCUUAGGAUUGUUUCCGUCACUGGCUUUAGCAGAGAGCUUCAGGAAGUGCGGCUUCACCUAGAUGUUGCUUCGCUCCAAUCCAGCAAUCUCAUGGAGGGCUUCAAGUUUUCCAAUUCUUCAUCUUCUUCUGGGAAAAAUGGAUCAACAGAGGAGGUCCAGAAAACUGGUGGGAUGGAGGAGCCAGGUGAUGUGGCAGUGCUUGAGGAUGAGUUUGAAGCUGCUGAGGACGGAUUGAAUGCCAUCAUCGGCGCGAACCCUGCUGACUUUGCUGAAGCUGGUGUGGAGGCCGACAAGGGGUGUCGUUUGGCGAUGCGACGGAAGAGGCUUCUGUUGACCUUUUUGGUGGUGCCGGAGGAAUGCAGCGAUCUGCCUCCAAUGGACUUCCUGCUGAGGGCGGCGCCAGAGGUGUCCACAUCAGAGGCUGCGAUGCAGAUGAAGAUGCUCUUGGAACCCCAGAAGGUCGCGGAAGAGGUUUCCGAGAUCUUGCAGGACCUGGUCCUGCCAGAUGCGGAGAACUUGGAUGAUCUGGACAUUGCCAUGGAGCCCGAAGCAGCCGAAGCAGCCGAAGCAGCCGCAGCCGAAGCAGCCGAAGCAGCCGCAGCCGAAGCAGCCGAAGCAGCCGAAGCAGCCGAAGCAGCCGCAGCCAAAGCAGCCGAAGCAGCCGAAGCCGAAGCAGGGCCGGAAGCGCUUGAAGCACCCGAAGGGCCCGAGGGGCCCGAAGGGCCCGAAGGGAGGGAGCUACAACAGCAGGAGGAGAUGCAGAUCGUACCGCGUCGAAAGCGGCGGAGGAGAUCCAUUUGGUUUGAUGAGAAGACGCAGAUUUCAGACAGGGCGUACAACAACACGAGCAAGAUCACUCGUGCCAACCCCUUCGAGUAUGGCAUUUUCUUGCCUCACCAGAGUUAUCAUGUUGGUUUGACCACUGCUUUUGGUGAUAUUUGUCCACUGCUUCGCGAUCCGUUGCGACGUGCAAGUGAAAUUGGGGCCAGGCAGAGAAAAGCGAGGGCCGAGGCCAGAGUCGAGGAGGCUGAUAUGCCUUCUCCCCCGCGAGUGCCGUUCGGGAGCUCAGCUCCAGAGGCCUGCUGA